This is a messenger RNA of Penicillium antarcticum, 291 nucleotides long. RefSeq lists its product as uncharacterized. NCBI's taxonomy places the organism in Eukaryota, Fungi, Ascomycota, Eurotiomycetes, Eurotiales, Aspergillaceae. The coding region runs from base 1 to 291 and encodes 96 amino acids. The transcript has a single exon. The record is from RefSeq and is a predicted model, not a curated record.
AUGUCAGCAGCACUGUUCUUGAAUGCUGCAAGAUACGUGCCCAUGUUUACUUUAGCAGAAGCAAUAUGCGUCCCUGGGGCUGAUAAGCUUAUUGGACAUGGUCGCUUCCAUGGACAGUUUGCUUUGUCGGUACCCUGCAUUAUUUUAAGCUACUCGCAAUGUCACCUCCUUAUAAUACAGCAUCAUAUUUCCACAAAAGAGGAGAGCCAAAAAGAGGCGACCGAGGAGAUUGAACCCGACAUUCGUGAUGAUGCCCACGAUGCCACGAUGAUGCCACCAGCGGCCCUAUAA